This is a messenger RNA of Triticum dicoccoides, 1707 nucleotides long. Its product is annotated as histone deacetylase 5-like. Gene Ontology annotation, cellular component: cytoplasm; histone deacetylase complex. The transcript is spliced from 10 exons. Bases 44 to 1546 code for a protein of 500 amino acids. Gene Ontology annotation, biological process: epigenetic regulation of gene expression. NCBI's taxonomy places the organism in Eukaryota, Viridiplantae, Streptophyta, Magnoliopsida, Poales, Poaceae. Gene Ontology annotation, molecular function: histone deacetylase activity. The record is from RefSeq and is a predicted model, not a curated record.
AUGUCGAUGCAAAAUUUGCUUGAAAAAUCUAACUCCAGUCGUGAUGUCUACGAAUGUAUGGGAGAAACAUGCUGGUUGCCGCCAAAAGAAUUGGAAGAAGAGUAUUAAGCUCAAGGGCACUGAGAAGCCUCUCUUUAAAUUUCUUGAAGAGAUUCCUGAAGAAGCUGGCAUAUCUUCUAUUGCAAGUGAAAUUCAACAGGUUUCUUCUGUUGAUACAUCUGACCAGCCAGCUGCUGAAACAUCUGACCAGCCAGCUGCUGAAACAUCCUACCAGCAAGCUGCUGAAACAUCUGAGCUAGCUGCUGUUACAUCUGAUCAGCCGUCUGCAAGCCUCUCUUAUGCGAUGUCGGGAAACAAGCAGUCGCAAAAAUCAAAAGUCUGCAUCUUACAUGAUUAUGAUAGGAUGAAGUCCCAUCAGGAUAAGGACACUGAUCAUGAAUAUGAAAAGGCAUCUAGGAUUUCUGAAAUAAUGAAUACAUUGAAUCAAGAUGGUGUUCUUGACAGAACUGAGAGGGAACCGUUUGAUAGUGCUGAUCGUGAGAUAAUUCUGGCUGUCCAUGAUCCUGAGCAGUUGGAUUAUGUUGAUGGUUUGCCAAUGACAGAUGAGGAGCAGGAAGCAAAAUUUUCUAAAGUUGCCGGAGUUAGUGUAUUCUCUUCUAAAGGAACUACCGAAGCUAUUUACGGUGCAGCUGGGGCCGUUAUAAGGGGUUCCGACCUUGUGGUUGAAGAGUAUUAUGAGACUGCUUUUGCAAUAAUCAGACCUCCAGGGCAUCAUGCUCAUAAGAUUUCUGAAGGUUUCUGCUUUUUGAACAACGUUGCUAUAGCUACUCAACAUGUUGUUGACCACCAUCACAUCGAAAGAGCUUUGCUGGUUGAUUUCGACGUGCAUCAUGGCAAUGGAACGCAGAAACUCUUUUAUGGAAGCAAACAAGUUCUUUUCUUUAACACACAUAGGAUGGAUCUCCCCUAUCCUGCAUCAAAAAAUAGCGUAAACAAUAUUGGUGAGGGGGUGGGCUUGGGUUAUAACAUAAACGUUCCUCUCAAGAAAGGUUUUAAUGAUGUCGACAUGCUUUAUGUAUGCGAUCAACUUCUCGUCCCUGUGGCCACUGAGUUUAAGCCAGAAGUAGUGUUCGUUUCUGCUGGUUAUGAUGCUGGGGAAGGUGAAACAAUAGGAGGUUGCAACGUUGCUGCAAAGGGUUUUGGCACGAUUGUCCGUAAGUUAUUGCCUCUCUCAGGAGGAAAAAUGGUAUUAGCUCUUGAAGGCGGGUACAAUCUAGUUCAUCUUCCUAUAUGUGUUUCGCACACGAUUCGAGCAAUUUUGGGAGAUGAAGAUGCGUUCCUCCAGGAUUCUGAUUACAGAGAUAAACGCCCAUUCAAAAGCACCAUCCGUACAGUCAAUACUGUCAAGCAUAACUUGAGAUUAUGUUGGGAUGUUUUUAAGGAAAAACCUUCAGGGCCAAGUCCUGAGGCCGAAGCUCCUCUUCUUCCUGGUGGUUUAGGUGGUGGUCCUGGUGGUGCUGGCAGUGGUGCUCCAGUUACUUCAUGAGCCUUGAGAGUGAACUUGCGUGGUUUGGUACUAUGUGUUUCUGUUUGUUGUUUUCUGGUAAACUCUUGUGAGACCAUUUCUGGAUGAGUUCUCUUAUUUUGUUCUCUCUACUACAUAAAGAUUUCUGUCAAGUGAAUAUAUGUCGCACACCAUUUUAGUUC